Messenger RNA from Cryptotermes secundus, 1956 nucleotides. Its product is annotated as sialin. Gene Ontology annotation, molecular function: transmembrane transporter activity. Lineage: Eukaryota; Metazoa; Arthropoda; Insecta; Blattodea; Kalotermitidae. Gene Ontology annotation, biological process: transmembrane transport; monoatomic anion transport. The record is from RefSeq and is a predicted model, not a curated record. The transcript has 11 exons. Bases 96 to 1733 code for a protein of 545 amino acids.
AAGAGCUCAAAGAGCGUGAUGGGCGUUUCGGAAGCAACUGGGCGCUGCUUUGCUUUCGUGUGACAUAGGAAAUACACAUUUUAACUUAUAAAAAUAUGGAAGGAGCACCUCUUGCUUCGGAGGGACCAGUACGCAGUUUCUUUCAUCGCGGUGCGUGUCAACAGCUUAGUUGCUUGUCAGUCCGUACGAGAGGAAGGAUGUCUGAAGGCGGAGAACGUUUGGUGGUCCAACCAGGACAGCCCGAAGUGUAUGUGCCGGUCAGUGUCUCAGCCUCUGAUCACAAGCGACUGCCAGGUUUCGUGAAGAUCCGCUAUGUGUUCGCAAUACUUGGUUUUAUACUAAUGGCUAUUGUGUAUGGGUUGAAGGUCAAUCUGAGUGUGGCAAUUGUGGGCAUGAGGAACCAAACUGCAGAGAAAUCUGGUGCAGUGAAUAUAACUCAUUCUGACUGCCCUGAUCAUGUGCGUGAUGCCACAACAGCAAAGGAUGGCCCUUUUGAGUGGGGAGAAGAAGUAAAAGGUGUCAUCUUAAGCUCAUACUUCUUUGGGUAUCUGGUGAGCCAAGUGCCUGGUGGACGUGCAGCAGAAGUGUUUAGUGCUAAAUGGAUUCUGUUUGCUUCAGUAGCUCUAAAUAUUAUCCCUACACUUCUCACACCUCCAGCUGCAAUGAUACAUUGGUCAGUUCUUGUUGUGUUGAGAAUAAUUGAAGGAGUUGGUGGUGGAUUUUCAUUUCCUGCAUUGCAUGUAAUGAUUUCCAGAUGGUCACCGGUUGAGGAACGUAGUCUGAUAUCUUCAAUUGUUUAUGCAGGCACCGCAGUUGGUACUGUUCUGUCCCUUCUGUUCACUGGACUUAUAGUUCAGUAUAUUAACUGGGAAGCAGUAUUCUACAUCAUGGGAGGUUUAUCCAGCAUCUGGUGUGUGCUGUGGUGGUUACUAAUGACAGACAGCCCACGAAUAAACCCUUACAUCUCAGAAGAAGAACGAGAUUAUAUUGCCAGCUCUCUUGGUGAAGAUAAAGAAGAAGUAACACAAAAGAAAUCAUCAGUGCCAUGGAAACAUGUGUGGACAUCACUUCCCUUCUAUGCCAUCCUACUGUCUCACAUGUUCAGCAAUUGUGGAUGGUACAUGCUCUUAAUAGAGACACCCAUUUACUAUGACCAAGUCCUUAAACUUCCAAUAUACAAGAUUACCAUCUAUUCUUCAUUCCCAUUCUUCACACUCUGGCUCUACUCUUUAGCACUAAGUGCAUACCAGAGUAAACUAAUUAGCAGGAAGGUAAUUACUAUUACAACAGCCAGAAAAAUUUCUACAUUUUUAGCAUCUGCAAUACCAGCUAUAUGCCUUGUGGCUAUAAAUUUCUUGCAUUGUCAGGAGGGCUUGAUUUUUGCAUUGAUGGCUGUUGGCACAACUUUGAUGGGUGGCAUGUUCUCUGGAUUUCUUAGCAAUCACAUUGACAUUGCUCCUCGAUUUGCAGGAACUUUGAUGGGAAUCACAAAUACUAUUGCGACUAUACCAGGAAUCAUUGUACCAAUCAUUGUUGGGCAGCUCACCAAAACAAAUCACACAAGGGAGCAAUGGAGUAUCAUCCUUAAUUCUGCGGCAGCAUUCCUGGCUGCAGAAGCAGUAGUAUACACAGUGUUUGGCAGUGGACAAGAGCAAUUCUGGAACAAUCCAGAUGUUUCAAAAGAUGAAACAAAAGAUGCAACUGAAGAUGUGGAUGAGGACACAAAAAUUUAAUGGUGCUUGUUAUGGACUUUUAUGUAUUUUGUAAAGUGUGUUUUAUUUAUUUUUUAAUAUUCAGUGAUUAGGGGUAGGUAUGUAUUUCCAGAAAUGUUAGAAUUUAUUUAAAAUGUGUAUGGGGAAUGUUCUAAAAAUUAACCCAUGUGAAUGUACAAAAAAAGCUAGGAUGAACUAGACAGACAAAAAAUAAAGAAGUCUAUCACCAUCAUUUCCUAUCAUC